AUGGUCGCUGACACCAGUUAUUAUGAUGCCUUGGGCGUCCCUCCGACAGCGACCGAGCUGGAAAUCAAAAAAGCGUAUCGCAAGCUUGCCAUAGUCACUCACCCCGACAAAAACCCCGGAGACGAGACGGCCCAUGAGCGUUUCCAAGCGAUCGGCGAAGCCUACCAGGUACUGAGCAACGAAGACCUGCGCAAGCGAUAUGACAAGUUUGGCAAGGAAGAUGCGGUUCCGGGCGGUGGCUUCGAGGACCCAUCGGAGUUCUUCAGCAUGAUUUUUGGUGGCGAAGCAUUCGUUGAUCUGAUUGGCGAGAUUUCUCUCAUGAAAGACUUGACCGCGACCAUGGACAUCACAAUGCAAGAAAUGGAAGAGGAAGAGCUAGCAGAGUCUGCUGAGCAGAAACUGAACAUUCAUGACGAGGAGGUCAAGGCCCAAGGUGAAGGUUCUUCCGCCGCGGCAGCAAAGGCUGCAGAAGCUGCUUCGGAGGUACCGGCUCACAGUGAGGCUGCUGCACCCCCCUCCUAUGGAGAUGCUACUGUGUCCCCGAGCCACGCGGAGAAACCCACUCAGGGCUCUGGCGCAAGCACUCCUCGGAGGUAUAUGGGACAGCAGGCAUUGAUGGACAAGUCCGAGGAGGAGGCACGGAUGGAGGCAGCUGGCCUGUCGCAGGAGGAAAAAGAACUUCGCAAAAAGGAGAAAAAGAAGGGCCUUUCCAAAGAGCAACAGGAGCGUCUUGCCGCCUUUGAGGAAGAGCGCAGAAAGGCCCGGGAGGAACGUGUCAAUACCCUCGCCAACAAGUUGAUUGACCGUCUGAGCGUGUGGACGGAGACAGACAAAGGCAAGGAUGUGACUCGCGCCUUUGAGGAGAAGAUUCGCUUGGAAGUGGAAAACUUGAAAAUGGAAUCUUUCGGACUUGAGAUUCUGCAUGCCGUCGGCGCAACUUAUGUCCAGAAGGGUACCUCGUUCCUGAAGUCGCAGAAAUUCCUUGGCAUUUCUGGUUUCUUCUCGCGACUUAAAGAUAAGGGCACCUUGGCCAAGGAGACUUGGACUACCAUUUCCACCGCUAUUGACGCGCAGAUGACAAUGGAGGAGAUGGCGAAGCUCGAGGAACGCGGUGGCGAAGACUGGACAGAUGAGAAGAAGGCCGAGUAUGAGAAGAAGGUGACUGGCAAGAUUCUUGCGGCUGCCUGGCGCGGCAGCAAGUUCGAGAUUCAAAGUGUCCUUCGCGAGGUUUGUGACCAGAUUCUGAACGACAAGCGAAUCCGCCUCGAGAAGCGCGUGGAGCGCGCCCAUGCGCUUGUGCUGGCAGGUAACAUCUAUGCCAAGGCCGAGCGCGACCCCGAGGAAGAAGGCGAUUACAUGGCCUUUGAACAGUUAAUGGCUGAGGCCCAUUUGCAAGAAGAAAGGAAAGGAUGA
This is a messenger RNA of Penicillium oxalicum, 1413 nucleotides long. Its product is annotated as DnaJ domain protein. Gene Ontology annotation, cellular component: cytosol. Bases 1 to 1413 code for a protein of 470 amino acids. NCBI's taxonomy places the organism in Eukaryota, Fungi, Ascomycota, Eurotiomycetes, Eurotiales, Aspergillaceae. The transcript is spliced from 5 exons. Gene Ontology annotation, biological process: protein import into peroxisome matrix. The record is from RefSeq and is a predicted model, not a curated record.